Talaromyces atroroseus is the source of this 969-nucleotide messenger RNA. Its product is annotated as 3-hydroxybutyryl-CoA dehydrogenase. The record is from RefSeq and is a predicted model, not a curated record. Lineage: Eukaryota; Fungi; Ascomycota; Eurotiomycetes; Eurotiales; Trichocomaceae. Gene Ontology annotation, molecular function: oxidoreductase activity, acting on the CH-OH group of donors, NAD or NADP as acceptor; NAD+ binding. The transcript is spliced from 3 exons. Gene Ontology annotation, biological process: fatty acid metabolic process. The coding region runs from base 1 to 969 and encodes 322 amino acids.
AUGCUGCCUGCAGUUCUUCGAAAUGGCGCUCGUCGCCAGACACUCAAUGCGCCUCGGUGGUUUAGUUCAUCAAAGAAUCAGCUCGCGGCUGCCGAGGUUAAGAAGCUAGGUGUCGUCGGCGCGGGACAGAUGGACAAGGGUCUUGGUAUUGCUUUAGUAGCGGCUCACAAGGCAGAGGUGCCUGUUGUUUUGAUAGACAAUUCAGACGCCGGUUUACAGAAGGGCCUGAAGUUUGCCGAUAAGUUGCUUGAAAAGGAUGUCUCUAAAGAGCGCAUCACUCGUGAAGCUGCGGACCAAAUUCGCGGCCGUUUUAUUCCCAGCACGAAGCUUGAAGACCUCUCCGACGUAGAUUUCGUUAUUGAAGCCGUUCCUGAAAUCACCGACCUCAAAACAUCUAUCUUCUCCAAACUUGCAACAAUUGCACCCAAACAUGCUAUCCUAGCCACGAAUACAUCCUCGAUUUCUAUUACCAAAAUCGCCGCUUCUACAGCUUCAGACCCAACAGACCUCCAAGCACCAUCACGCGUUGUCUCCACACAUUUCAUGAACCCGGUCCCCGUUCAGAAGGGUGUUGAGAUUAUUUCGGGCCUGCAAACAUCUCAGGACACUCUUGAAACUGCACUCGAAUUCGUCAAGCGCAUGGGCAAAAUACCCGCCGUCUCUGCCGAUGCGCCGGGUUUUCUCGCAAACCGUAUUCUGAUGCCAUAUAUCAACGAAGCCAUUAUUUGCUUGGAGACUGGAGUGGGCCGUCGCGAAGAUAUUGACAGUAUUAUGAAGUAUGGCACAAACGUGCCUAUGGGCCCCUUGACAUUGGCCGACUUCAUUGGUCUUGAUACAUGUCUCGCUAUCAUGAACGUCCUUCACACAGAGACCGGAGAUAGCAAGUACCGGCCAUCGGUUCUCUUGAAGAAGAUGGUUGAUGCUGGCUGGCUGGGUAAAAAGAGCGGCAAAGGAUUUUACGAGUAUUGA